CCUUUCUCACAGCCCUUUCCUAGGCUCAGGCUCCACCAAAGCCCCUUUCUCACAGCCCUUUCCUAGGCUGGAUGUCCUGGAGCUGCUCCUGACUCUGCCCAUCGACUGUCCAACCAACAGUACAACCCCCACAGGCUGAUUUUCUCCUAAUCCUCCUUGCCCAGGAUGUGUUAAAUCAGACAUUUUGCAGGAUGCUGGGGAGGUGGUGAAAUGCAGAGGCAGCUGCCAGUCUUCAUCCUCAUUCUCAUCCUUAUCCUCAUCCAGACUUCCCCAAAGCCCAGAGUGGUUGAGUGUCCCUGCUCUAAGGGAAGUCAGCCACAUCCUGGUUGAGCAUUGUUUCCUCUCACAUGUUCUGCAUUUCCUGCUGCUCUCUUCCCCUCUUCAGCUUGGAAAUCUGCUCCCAUGUGAGCUGGCACCAUGGAAGUGGGAAUAUUGCUGGAAAAGCAGGAUGUGCAAUGGGUCCUGCUAGAGUGGGGGUACCUGAGAGGGGGCAGGUGGUGACCCAGGUGGGUUUUUGCUCUGGGAAGUUCUCACCCUGGUUUUCUCUGAAAAUUUUCUGCUGGGAAGGAAUUGCUUUUAAAUCUCUUCCAUAUGAAAAACUGUUGUGUUCUGCUGGCUGAAGCCCAGUGACAGAAAGGUUUCCUGAAAACCUCUUUGCAUCUUCUGUUUUUUUUCUUGGCAAAAAGAAGGAGGAGGAAUGAGAAGGAAAGUUCUUUUCUAAAAGACCUUGCAGAAAUCCCAAAAACAGGAAUCUUUGGGUUUGAUUCCCGCUCCAGCAGAAUUGUUUUGCUUUUACAUCAUCCUGACAAAAAGCUAAAAAUGUGGGACACACGUUUUUUAUUUUUUUUUUUUUUUGGUAAAAAAACCUGAAAGAACCAGCAGCCAACGCCCCUAUGGCUGGAAAUGGCAUUUUGUUGUCCAAAGCUCUGGUUGAGCAGCAGAUUUCUGCAAGCCACUCUGCCUUGGCUUGUGUCCUGCUGCCAUUCCAGCCUGGUCACUCCCUGCCACUGGUGCUUCCAUCCCAGCUCAGCCCUGCCAGUGCCCCACUGCCUUCCCUGCAGCUCCAGCAGCCCCUCUCAGUGGUGCAGGUCACAGCCCCAUCCCCAAGGUCACAGCCCCAGCCCCAAGGUCACAGUCCCAAAGUCACAGCCCCAUCCCCAGGGUCACAGUCCCAAAGUCACAGCCCCAGCCCCAAAAUCACAGCCCCAGCCCCAAGGUCACAGUCCCAGCCCCAGCCCCAAAAUCACAGCCCCAGCCCCAAGGUCACAGUCCCAAAAUCACAGCCCCAGCUCCAAAGUCACAGCCCCAUCCCCAGGGUCACAGUCCCAAAGUCACAGCCCCAGCCCCAAAAUCACAGCCCCAGCUCCAAAGUCACAGCCCCAUCCCCAGGGUCACAGUCCCAAAGUCACAGCCCCAGCCCCAGGGUCACAGUCCCAGCCCCAAAAUCACAGCCCCAGCCCCAAAAUCACAGUCCCAGCCCCAAAGUCACAGUCCCAGCCCCAGGGUCACAGCCCCAGCUCGAGGGGCACAGUCCCAGCUCACAGGUUUACAAUCCCAGCCCCAAGGUCACAGUCCCAGCCCCAGGGUCACAGUCCCAGCCCCAGGGUCACAGUCCCAGCCCCAGGGUCACAGUCCCAGCCCCAGGGGCACAGUCCCAGCUCACAGGUUUACAAUCCCAGCCCCAAGGUCACAGUCCCAGCUCAGGGGCACAGUCCCAGCCCCAGGGUCACAGUCCCAGCCCCAGGGGCACAGUCCCAGCUCACAGGUUUACAAUCCCAGCCCCAGGGGCACAGUCCCAGCUCAGGGGCACAGUCCCAGCUCACAGGUUUACAAUCCCAGCCCCAAGGUCACAGCCCCAGGUCAGGGGCACAGUCCCAGCUCACAGGUUUACAAUCCCAGCCCCAGGGGCACAGUUCCAGCUCACAGGUUUCCAGCCCCACUCAUGCUGCUGCCUGAGGCAUCCAGGAAGGAUUUUCCCUGUGCACAUCCUGGGGCUGCUGGUGGGUUUUGUGCAGGAGCAGGGAUGGUGGCACCACAGCUGCCCCUCCCAGCUCAGCUGCUGAGGCCCCACCCCUGUGAGGAACUGGUUUUACAAUUUGGGGCUGGGGAGAGCCAAGAGACCAGGGCAGAGCUGGGACACCAAAUGUGUUAGAUUUUGGGAAAGAUGGAGUGAUGCUAUGAGCUGUGCCAGGGUGAGCAGAGCCACAUCCCCCCUUCCACUGCUUCCCUUGACAGGCUGGUUGAGGGAGCAGCCCCCAGGAGGAUUUCUUGUGGAUUUAGAAAUGGCAAAAGGCUGCAGCUGGUGGUGGCAGCCCCCAGCUUGUCCCUGUGCUGAGCAGAGCUGAAGGUGCUGGCAGUGCCUAAAACCUCCCUGGUGCAGCAAUGCUGCAGGUUUGAGAAGGAGGAUGGUGUUGCUUGGCUGAAACCUCUUGAAAAAUCCCAUUGUGAGGUUCCCUCUUGUCCAUCCCCCCAAACUCUGAACCUGCCAACAGCUGCUGCUGGAGGAGAGGAGUUUUCAGGGGUGUGAGGGGUUACCUUCCCAAUUCCAGCAGAGAUGGGAGGUGCAGCUGCUGUCCCUGCAGAGGGAAUCAUGUCAGCCCCUGUUAGACACCAGAGAGUCUCUGCAGUGCCUGAAGGAAACCUGGUUCAUUGCUUCACUGCUCAUGGAACAGCUUUUUCCAUCUUGCCUCUGAACAAGAAAAAGGAAAAAACUUUUUUGUUUUUUCAGAGGAAAGCUCAACUUUCCGUCUUUCGGCUGCGUCGGCAAGACAAAAGGUUUUGGAAAAAAAAAUCCACAAAAAGCAGUUCAAAAAAAAAAAAAAAAAAAAGCAGAGCAGUUCCUUCCCCACCAGCAGCACCUCUUCCUCUUUUGGGCCAUUCUGAGAACAAACAAGGACAUGUACAAAAAUAGAAAAAUAAUAGGGAAAAGUCCUCGGAAAAGUGCAGCAACAGCUCUGGGAAUCUCCUGUUCAUGGCAGUGACUGAUUCCCACUGCCUUUAUAGAAUCAACACAGGAAUUAGGAAUUGUUAAACAUUAUUAAGUGUAAUAUUAGGUAUAAGAAUUACUAAUAAUUAGGUAAUUAGUUAAUAUUUAUUAUUAGGUAUCAGGAAUUACUGGUGGCACCAAACAGGGCAUAGAUGUCACCAUGGUCAGGAGUGAGUCUGCAUGUGAGCAAGGACAUUCCCCUCUGCAGCUGAAGCCAUAAAUGAGGGUGAAAAUGCCACCUGGGAUGACCCAGGAAGGAGUAAUUUUAAUGGGAAAUAUUGUGAAAAGCUUCAUCUGGCUGGAGAGCCAGGCUGGGGUGGGUGUGGUGCCCAUUGGCACCAGCAUCCCCCCAGCCCCAG
Messenger RNA from Oenanthe melanoleuca, 3345 nucleotides. RefSeq lists its product as uncharacterized. The transcript is spliced from 2 exons. The record is from RefSeq and is a predicted model, not a curated record. Lineage: Eukaryota; Metazoa; Chordata; Aves; Passeriformes; Muscicapidae. Bases 894 to 2063 code for a protein of 389 amino acids.